AUGCAGAGCAUGACGAUCGAUAUGACGUACCCGGUGUCGGAGGGUGGAGACGGGAUCCUGGCCACCAUCGACCGGGUGUGCAAGGAAGCGUGCGAAGCCGCCAAGUCCGGCUAUCAGUUUCUCAUCCUCUCUGACCGAUCCGUCAGUCCCGAACGGUUGGUUUACACAUUAUCAUCAAAUCCGAAGAAUAACCACUACUUUUGGUAUAUUGUACUGUCAUGGAUCGGCGACAUACGUGUGAUGCCAUAUGGAGGAGGAAAAAGAUGUGUAGAAGCGGAUGCCAGGAGUCGGGUACCGGUGAGUGCUCUGCUGUGCUUGGGGGCAACCCAUCAUUUCUUGAUCGAGGCCAGGCAGAGGAUGAAGGUUGCGCUCCUCCUCGAGACCGGUGAAGCCAGGAUUCUGAGGGGGGCUGGCAUUGGUGUUAAGCCUGUGUCUGGAGAUGACCUCCGUGAAAGGAGCAGGGUCGUUGUCCUCAUUGAGCGGGACUUCAAUCGACACGCCCUCCCUAGGGUUGGUGUUCUUGCUUUCCUUGAGGGAGGAGGUGGUGUGCUUUUAUUGCGCCUUUUGGCGCGGGAGCGUGUCCCGGUCCCUGGACCCAUGAAUCAAGGAUUGGUUGGAGCGGAGGUGCAUCACAUGUGCGUGUUGAUCGGCUACGGAUGCGAUGCCAUCUGUCCAUAUCUCGUCCUCGAGACCAUGUUCCAGCUGAGGAAGGAAGGGGUCAUCGAUCGAUACCUGAAGGACUUCGACGUUUUCGGGAACUAUGCGGCAGCGAUGGAACGAGGGAUUGCCAAGGUGAUGGCCAAGAUGGGGAUAUCGACCAUGUUGUCUUAUAAGGGUGCUCAAAUCUUCGAAGCCGUUGGGCUUGGGCCCGAGAUCAUCGACAAGUGUUUCAAGAAUUCGGCAUCUCGUCUGGGCGGGAUCACUUUCCGCCACUUGGCCGAGGAGACAUUCGACCGUCACAGGAUCGCCUUCGAUAGCAAAGAAUGCGAUUCCCUAAUUCUUCGCAAUCCUGGCUUCUAUCACUGGCGGAAUGGCGGGGAACAACACGUGAAUGACCCCCUCAGCAUUGCUCGUCUCCAGGAAGCUUCGAAGAGUAACAGUCCAGAAACAUACCGGCAAUACGUGGAGGAUGCAAUUAAGUCGAUCAGGGCGUGCACCCUCAGAGGUCAACUGGAGUUCAUUCCGAGUGAGAAGCCAAUCGAUCUGAGCGAGGUCGAGCCCGCAUCCGAGAUCGUCAAGAGAUUUGCCACUGGGGCGAUGAGUUUUGGAAGCAUCUCGUAUGAGGCUCACACUUCCCUCGCCAUCGCCAUGAAUCGCGUCGGUGGCAAGUCCAACACCGGGGAAGGAGGUAGGCAAAACAACCACAUCGCACCUUUGAAGAAUGAAAAAAAUAAGGAAUUGAUGAAAUUUUGCGAGAGCCCGGACCGAUAUUUGUACCACGACCCAGAGUACAACUUGAGAUCGGCGAUCAAGCAGGUGGCGAGCGGGCGAUUCGGGGUGACGGCAACAUAUUUGGCCAACUCAGAUGAAAUUCAGAUUAAGAUGGCCCAAGGUGCCAAACCUGGCGAGGGUGGAGAAUUGCCUGGUUACAAGGCGAAAGCAGAGCACAUAACGAUCUCGGGUCACGACGGAGGGACGGGAGCAUCGUCAUGGACAGGCAUCAAAGGGGCUGGGUUACCCUGGGAACUAGGAAUCGCUGAGACACAUCAGGUCCUCACCUUGAAUGACCUUAGGUCAAGGAUCGUCCUCCAAGUCGAUGGGCAAAUCCGCACAGGGUUUGAUGUCUUGAUCGGGGGAAUGUUGGGGGCUGACGAGUUUGGCUUCAGCACGGCUCCUCUCAUCGUACUUGGAUGUACCAUGAUGCGCAAGUGUCACCUUAACACCUGCCCUGUCGGCAUCGCCACUCAGGAUCCCAUCCUUCGCAGGAAAUUCCAAGGGAAACCCGAACAUGUCAUCAAUUACCUUUUCCUUCUCGCCGAAGAGGUGAGGGGAUACAUGGCGUGCUUGGGGGUGAGGAAAUUUCAGGAUUUAAUAGGGAGGACGGAUUGGCUGCGUGUCCGUAAGGACGUGAGUGGAAAGUCUUCCUUCCUCGACUUCUCCGCCGUUCUGCAGAAUGCAUCCUCCCUGAGCCCCGACGUGAACAUUGUCGCCGCCUCCGUUCCCCAGGACUUUCAGUUGGACAGCCGUCUAGAUUCUGUACUGAUCGAAAAGGCGAAGGAUGUCCUAGAAAAGAAGGCCAAGAAGGUAGACAUUGAGAUGGAGGUAGAGAAUUCCCAGCGUACCUUCGCUGCCACCCUCUCCUACCAGAUCGCUCUAAAGAGUCUAUUUGGCAGGAAAUUCGGGGAGAUUGGUCUGCCAGAUCAUUCCAUCAACAUCAAGCUUAAGGGCUCAUCUGGGCAGAGUUUCUGCGCUUUCCUCGCCCGAGGGAUCCAUGUCACGUUGGAAGGCGAUGCUAAUGAUUACGUUGGAAAGGGUCUGUCGGGUGGGGAGGUGGUGAUCUUCCCACCAAAAGACAUGGGAGAAGAUUUUAAAAGCGAGGAGAACGUCAUCGCCGGGAAUGUGUGUCUCUAUGGUGCCACUUCUGGGAAAGCCUUCUUUCGCGGUGUUGUCGCCGAACGAUUUUGCGUCCGCAAUUCCGGCGCCUUCGCCGUCGUCGAGGGAGUAGGAGACCACGGUUGCGAAUACAUGACAGGGGGCCGAGUCGUGAUCUUGGGACCGACAGGACGGAAUUUUGCCGCCGGUAUGUCCGGUGGUAUCGCCUACGUCUACGACCCACACGGCACCUUCAAAAAGAAAUGCAAUACGGUGAUGGUGGAGCUGCUCCCGCUGCUCUUCGACGAGGACAUCCAGCUCGUUUACCGGCUCCUAAUUGAGUUCUAUGAAAAGACGGAUUCUCAGGUCGCCAAGAGGAUAUUGGACCAAUGGCCCCACCCAACCAAGAAGUUUAUCAAGGUGUUCCCGUUCGAGUACCAGCGAGCGAUGCGUCAGGUACAAGGGCGGGCGCUAGUGUAUCAGGGGAGUCGGAGCCUCAGCCGGCAGGGAUCUUCCAUCUCUCAGACGGAUUUCCUUUUUCCACCUGGAAGUCCCACCGUUAAGAGUGGUCAUGAGGUCCACGACACAGCUCCUAUCAAGGACAUUGAGGAUGUACUGAGGGACGGACACAUCGAAAGACAAUGUGAAUUUGACAGAGGGUUCGUGAAGUACCGCCGGGAAAUCGGAGUCUACCGACCCGCUGAGACGAGAAUGAAAGACUGGGAAGAGAUCUACAAUUUUGAACACGUCCGACGGGGUCUCAGGGUGCAGGCGGCAAGGUGCAUGGACUGUGGGGUACCCUUCUGCCAGUCCGCACACGGGUGUCCCCUUGGCAACAUCAUCCCGCGAUGGAACGACUUCGUCUUCCACGGGGAAUGGAAGGAAGCCCUUCAUCAGCUUCUGCAAACCAACAACUUCCCCGAGUUCACGGGAAGAGUGUGCCCGGCGCCUUGUGAGGGAGCCUGUGUCCUGGGGAUCAACGAGCCGGCAGUUACGAUAAAGAACAUCGAAUGUGCCAUCAUCGACCAUGCGUUUGAACAGGGCUGGAUAAUCCCCCAACCUCCAAAAAUCCGAACUGGGAAAAAAGUGGCUGUAAUUGGCAGUGGUCCAGCCGGUCUCGCUGCUGCUCAUCAGCUCAAUAAGGUGGGUCACUUGGUGACCGUGUUUGAGCGGAAUGACAAUAUCGGAGGAUUGUUGGAGUAUGGAAUUCCGACGAUGAAGCUAUCGAGAAAGGUAGUUCAGCGACGGGUGGAUCUCAUGGCCGAGGAGGGCAUCAUCUUCCGCACGAAUGCUAACAUCGGCAAGGACAUUCCUACCAAGGAAAUCUAUGAUGGAUAUGACGCAAUGGUCCUCUGUCUGGGAGCUACCUGGCCUCGGGACCUUCCCCUACCGGGAAGGAAUCUGAAUGGGAUUUAUUUCGCCAUGGAUUUCCUGGAGACAUGGCAGAAAACUCAAAUGGGUACCAAUAUAGAUUUCGAAAAGUACUCGGCCAAGGGGAAAAAAGUGAUGGUGAUCGGUGGUGGAGAUACCGGCUGCGAUUGCAUCGCCACCUCUCUCCGCAUGGGUGCGGAGGAGAUCAAGACAUUGGAGAUCCUGCCUAAGCCUCCGCCGCAUCGGGGAUCUGACAACCCAUGGCCUCAGUGGCCCAAGGUCUUCAAGGUCGACUAUGGCCACGAUGAGGUUAAGGUCAAGUUUGGGCGGGACCCUAGGCUCUACAACACCAUGACCAAGGAAUUCCUGGAUGAUGGGAAUGGGAAUGUGAGGGGGGUUCGGACGGUGAAGGUAGAAUGGCGGAAAGACGACCGAGGUCGAUGGGAGAUGAAGGAAGUGGAAGGCUCGGAAGCUGUCCACGAGACUGACAUGGUCCUUUUGGCCAUGGGAUUCCUUGGACCUGAAAAGGACAUCAUUGACCAGCUCUCUCUUCAACUAGAUCCUCGAUCUAACAUCAACACCCUCGAUGGCCAAUAUUCCACCUCCAUCCCUCGGGUUUUUGCCGCAGGAGAUUGUCGGCGGGGUCAGUCGUUGGUGGUGUGGGCAAUAAUGGAGGGUCGACAGGCGGCGAGAGAGAUUGACCUCUUCCUCAUGGGGGAUUCGAGCUUGCCCGGUCCCGGUGGGGUCAUCCAGAUACUUCAUCCUCAAGGAUGAAGGAAACAAAAACACUCCACAUCCUUUCCAUCUCUUAGAUAGUAAAUAAUCUUCUCUGCAUGUCUUCCCAUCUUCCUACCUGCUCGUGAGCUCCUCCUUCGCCAAUUCGGUGUCGUAGACAGGCAAAAGGAAAGAAAGACUUAGGAAAACUCAAGACGCCAAGGAUUACGGAAAACUCAGUGCUUCCUAUGCAGUGCGUUAUCUCUGUUUUUCCAGUCAUCCGUGUGAAUUUUCUGAGUCCCUCGUCUCUGUCUAUAUUCAGUCUCUUCGUGCGUCUCAUAGCUGCAAAAAUUAUUGGAGUUCAAACGUGGUUCCCCUAGAAGAGUCCUCGUGUCGUUUGUUCAACAGUUGAGAGGCUACACAGUGCAUUAUAUGCAGAAAGUAUUGUGUCCUGUUGAUGAAUGUCCUGUUAUUGAAAAGUCGUGCCCUGUUAAAUGGAUUUGGAAUGCUGUGAUGGAAUAAGAUGUCAUGAAUGGAAUAAAGUGCUCAUAAUCCC
Molecule: messenger RNA, 5173 nt
Organism: Darwinula stevensoni
Lineage: Eukaryota; Metazoa; Arthropoda; Ostracoda; Podocopida; Darwinulidae
Source: the annotation of a GenBank genome assembly